AUGACAUCUAGAAUGCGAUUAGCAAAGCCAGUUGGCAAUGAUCCAUUACCACCUUUAGAUAUUUCUGAUACAGAAUAUGAAGACUCAAAUGGUAUUCCGCUUAAUUUCAAGCUGCACGUCCCAAAUUCAGAGCACUUAAAAUUCGACAUUGACGAGCUAAGGAAACUAAGAAAUGAUGAUUCGAAGGAGCUAUGGAUUGUUCGUGUUCCUAAUAUGAUUGAAAAUUCAAAAUUGGAUGGUAUGACAUUCAAAAUGCCGCCACGAAAUUGCAAUAAAGUAAAACGUCUAGCUACUUUCGAUCAAGCUUAUGAAUACGAGAUAACAGACGACGAAAGUGAUUCCGAAUUGCUUAAAACCUAUAAGUCGAUAAAAAAAUACAAGGAAAAAAAGGAAAAUCUUAAAAAAGCGAAACAUGCCUCUGCUACUUACGGGAUUCAUUGUCUCCCAAGUGAGAUAACAAAAGAUGACUCUUCGUCGUCCUCAGAUUUUGAUGACACCAUGGACAUUCUCUGCGCAACAUCAUUAAUACCUAAAAAGUCAGAAAUCGCACCUGUGGGUAGCGAGGAGUUAUAUGAUAUAUCAUUAUUAUUACCUAGUAAUAAGAAGAACGGAAAUUUAAUCCUAGAACCAAUGCAAUUUGACCGACAUCUUACCGUCACAAGACUAUACGAUAUUCCUGAUCCUACUGAGGCCGCUUUAAAAAUUCUUUCUGAACCAAAGAUUCCGCUUGAACCGCCGGCAGGCCUGAAAAUGCAAUUCAAACCUUAUGGUUUUGAUACAGGUUUUUCUAAUAAUAAUACUGACAAAAAGAAAAGAAAAUUAAACGAAUUCGAAUCCGAAUCAAAUGCAUCUUCGUCUUCAAAAUCAAUAUCACUACAAAGUCCAAUAAAUACUCUAAAACGAAUAAAAAAUGAUCGUCCAAAGACACCCAUCCAAAUACCAGGUUUACCCUUUGGACAACAAUGGAAAAAUCGUCCAAAGACACCCAUCCAAAUACCAGGUUUACCCUUUGGACAACAACGGAAAAAAAAGAAUCUCAAGCUGAACAAAAAGAAAGCCAAGUCGGAGAAAUUCAAAAAUUCUUUUGUAUAA
This is a messenger RNA of Ambispora gerdemannii, 1092 nucleotides long. The record is from the annotation of a GenBank genome assembly. Lineage: Eukaryota; Fungi; Glomeromycota; Glomeromycetes; Archaeosporales; Ambisporaceae.